Molecule: messenger RNA, 1401 nt
Organism: Zerene cesonia (dogface butterfly)
Lineage: Eukaryota; Metazoa; Arthropoda; Insecta; Lepidoptera; Pieridae
Product: facilitated trehalose transporter Tret1-like
Exons: 10
Coding region: 1-1401 (466 amino acids)
Biological process (GO): transmembrane transport
Cellular component (GO): membrane
Molecular function (GO): transmembrane transporter activity
Source: RefSeq, a predicted model, not a curated record
AUGGGGUAUAAGAAUCAAAUUAUAGCCACGCUUAUAGUAAGCUACCUCUGCAUGACCACCGGGGUUCUCUACACAUGGCCAUCAUCAGUGAUCAAGAUAUUCCAUUCAGAGAACACACCACUGAACCGGACUAUGUCGGAGACCGAAAUCUCUCUGUUGGGGAGCUUGACGUCCAUCAGUGCUUUAUUUACGAUUCCCUUGUCUGGAGUGUUUCUGGAUAAGCUGGGGAGGAAGUAUACCUGUUUUGCAAUGUCUUUGUUGCAAGUGAUAGGCUGGACAAUAGUCAUAUGCUUCGACUACGUGGAAUCGAUCUUAGCUGCGAUGUUCAUAGCUGGUCUCAGCUCCUGCAUUUACCUCGUAGCUCCCAUGUAUGCGGGAGAAUUCUGCCAGGAGUCCAUAAGAGGUACCAUGACAGCUGCCGUAAUGACGUUCUUUGCUGUGGGCUGGCUGGUCUCGUAUAUCCUGGGAGUGCUGGAAUAUCGAAUGAUGAACUACAUAUGCUUGACGAUGUGCGUGGUGGGGACCUUGCUGCAGUUUUAUUUGUGGGAGUCCCCGUUGCAUCUAAUGAAGCAAGGCUUGGAAAAGGAGGCAAUGAAGACAAUAGCUCAUUACAGAGGAGUCAGAAUUGAUUCAAAAGAGGUUCAUCAAGAAAUAAACAAUUUGAGAGUGGCACUUAAUCCAGAUUUAGACGAUGCGACACCCGAAGCGGAGAAGUUACAGCCAACGGUUGAAAGAGAAAAACUUUCUACAUGGCAAUUUUUAAAAAAAUCCCGCUCGACCCGUCGCGCUCUGCUGCUCUCCCUCGUUCUGUACACCGCUGUGGUAUUCCAGGGCCAAGUGGUUAUACAAGUGUACGCUGAGCCGCUAUUCACGCUGGCCGUUCCCAGCGUGCCAGCGACUGUCUGCAGCGUGACAUUCGCAGUGGUCAACAUCGCAGCGGCCCUCGUUGUGCUCUACUUGGUGGACAGAUCGGGGAGACGGCCAUUGAUGAUCUAUUCAUCGAUUCUGACAGCAUUCUUCGCAUCUCUCCUGGGGACACAAAUACAGUUUUCAUGGGGACCCAAUUGGUUGACAGCGGUACUUAUAUACCUAUUUUGUAUAACCUACACCACGGGUGGCGGUAUGAUACCGUAUACCAUGAGCGCUGAAAUGUUUCUACCGGAAAUAAAGAACUUCGCGACAAUAGUGUCAAUGGAAUACUCCUUUCUCGGAUUCUUUACUAUUUUGUUCAUUUAUCAUCCUCUAGUCUCAGCUGUGGGUCUAGGCCCAAUUUUCUACAUAUUUGCGGGGGCGUGUAUCCUAACAACAAUGUUCUGCUAUUUCUAUAUGCCAGAAACCAAGGGUCUUACCGUGGAUGCCAUACAGCUUUUAUUUGCCCCGCGAUCUCAUAAUAAAGUUUAA